AUGACCACCAUUGUCGACUUUCUCAAUAGUGGGCAUGAUAGCACGCCUCAUUAUGAAGUUGAAUGCAACCACUCCUCUACGAGCAUGAAACUUGACCUGGAGGGCAUCACGUUUCAACCAACACCUGCAUUCUAUCAAAAGCAUGUGGCAGCUUUCCGCUUCAAGCCCUACCCACAAUACAACCGCCCGCAAAUAACUCUGGUUCAAAAAUACGUGGAUCCAGUCUUCGAUAUAUUUCAUACCUACCUCAGAAGCGCAGACGACUCUGCACAGUUCACCUACGAGUGUGAAACUCUCCAAGAUUGGGAUUGUGUUCGUAUCAACAAAGUGGAUGGCGAUGAGAAGAAACUGCACACGGUUAUACAUUUUUUGUCUCUUGGGAACAUCUGCUGGGGUGGAAUUCUGCCACCUCGCAAAGCUGUUCACCGCUCCGUGACGAGCGAUUUUCUUGAGCACUUCUUAGACACCUUCUUCUCCGAACACGAACAACAACCUAGAUAUUUUCUGAUCACUGAUGGGCACGGUAUCAUGGUGCUCACCACAAUGGAGCACUGGAAGAAUAUUAUGCGAGCAGCGCAAGUCUGGCUGUUUCCUGCCUCCAACGGCCCCAACUCCCUCCGGCACACACUAUGCCUCCUACUCUGCCAGAUGCCACGUUCCACGAACUAUCCGACCAUAUUCGACCCAAGUCCAUGGCGUAAAUUUUUUCAUGGAGCUCUGAACGUGCAAAGAGAAGCAGAACAGCCUAUCUCCCCCCCUGUCAAGCCCUUGCGAUUCAAAGAUUUUGAUCGUUACACUCUACAACGCAGCCUUCCAGAUAUGGAACUGUUCUUGGACUGGACAGCGAAAGAGGCUGCACGCCUCUCAGAGCGACCUGUCAUACCUGGGAUGUCAUUCACAGUUGACACUAACGCUUUCCAGCGGGAGGAAAAAGGUUGGCGUUGCCGCUUUCCAAAUCAGCCUAUGCCGGCGCAGACGAAGGACUUCGUUGGACGCCGUCCUCGUCCUCGAUCUACUACCAUCGACCAGCUUCUCGCCUCUCAACACGCUCUGGAAUUUGAGGUGACAGAGGUUAUUCGUCACAAACCAAACACCUUUUCACAGGUGUUUUUUGGAGUACUCCGCAGCUCCGACGGGAAUGUGUCUCCCAAGAUAUGCCUUAAAUUGUUUGUUGACGCCAUGUUCCCUGUUGAUGAGGAUGGUCUUUUGAAUGAGUUCGUCACGACGCAACCGCCUUUCCGCCUUGGCUCCUUGCAUUAUCCGGAAGAUCUAGUCAGGCGUGAAGAGGCGGCCUACGAGCGUCUGCAGAAACAUCAAGGAACUUUAAUACCUUAUUGUUACGGUUUCCACCGGUUUGCAAUGCAAGAUUCACUUAACGCAUAUGGUGUUCUACUCGAAGCCAUUCCUGGAUCAUCAUUGACUCAAGUAGACCCGCUGAAAUGGGAGCUCGACGUCCAACAAUCGUUUAUGUGCCACCUUCGAGAAUGCCAACGUGCUCUUCUGUAUGCUGGGGUGGACCAGCGCGAUUACCAUGGCGGCCAGAUUCUACUGCCCAAUGGCCAUCAAUACCGACCAGAGACCGAUUCCAUCGUCCUUAUCGACUUCGCUUUUGCGGUGCAAAGGUUUGGUGAUGAACAGCUUCCCAACAUUGCGGCCACUUUGAUGGGACAAGGAAUUGGCGUCCUGAUGUCCUUGCUUAAGCAUAUUUGUCACCCAGACGCAACGAUGAAAACGGCAUUUCGCGAGUUCGCUCAUCGAUCCAUGCAUAUUCAAGAAUGGUAG
Messenger RNA from Mycena indigotica, 1782 nucleotides. RefSeq lists its product as uncharacterized. The coding region runs from base 1 to 1782 and encodes 593 amino acids. The transcript has 6 exons. The record is from RefSeq and is a predicted model, not a curated record. Lineage: Eukaryota; Fungi; Basidiomycota; Agaricomycetes; Agaricales; Mycenaceae.